AUGAGAGGCGCUAGUAUGGGUCCCACUCGGCCACUUCGAGCGCAGCCGCUUACGCAACUGCACUGUGCUUUAUGUCGUUUUGACUGUACCAUACCCCUACAUCAAUGCUACAGAGCCGCAUUAAUGACAGACGCGAAUGUGUCUUAUGCCUACACCGUUGACUUGAGCAAAAGGGAGCAAAUCUACAGCGCCGCAGAGAAAGUGAAGGCAGAAGUGGGCAAAGUGGAUAUUUUGAUCAACAAUGCUGGAGUUGUCACAGGCAAGAAGAUUUUCGAUUGCCCUGACGAAAUGAUGGAGCUUACCAUGGCUGUAAAUACUCAUUCUCUGUUCUAUACUGCUAAAGCUUUUGUCCCAGCCAUGUUGGAUUCGAACCAUGGUCACGUCGUUACAGUUGCUUCAAUCGCUGGCAAAGUUGGCGUAUCUGGUUUGGUCGAUUACUGCGCAUCCAAACACGGCGCUAUUGGCUUCCAUGAAUCACUGACAGCUGAAAUGGACGCUCUAGGCAAAGAUGGAGUCAAGACUACAGUUGUUUGUCCAUACUAUAUUGAUACUGGGAUGUUCGAUGGAGUCGAGACUAAAUCACCCACACUGCUGCCCGUUCUAAAACCAGAAUAUGUUGUCGACUGCAUCAUGGAAGCUGUUUUAACCAACAAAGAAAUGAUCUCGAUGCCUCGAUUCAACUAUGUUGUGAUGUUUGCUAUGGGAUUCCUUCCAUCAAGUGCGCAAGCUGUGCUAUCAAAAUUCUUCGGCGUUAACGAGACCAUGGAGAACUUCAGAGGACGUGAAAAGCAUGAUUGA
Molecule: messenger RNA, 798 nt
Organism: Necator americanus (New World hookworm)
Lineage: Eukaryota; Metazoa; Nematoda; Chromadorea; Rhabditida; Ancylostomatidae
Exons: 7
Coding region: 1-798 (265 amino acids)
Cellular component (GO): lipid droplet
Molecular function (GO): oxidoreductase activity, acting on the CH-OH group of donors, NAD or NADP as acceptor
Source: RefSeq, a predicted model, not a curated record